Messenger RNA from Musca vetustissima, 1694 nucleotides. It is a transcript of the gene wdb, whose product is annotated as serine/threonine-protein phosphatase 2A 56 kDa regulatory subunit epsilon isoform. Gene Ontology annotation, cellular component: protein phosphatase type 2A complex; nucleus; cytosol. Lineage: Eukaryota; Metazoa; Arthropoda; Insecta; Diptera; Muscidae. Gene Ontology annotation, biological process: protein dephosphorylation; signal transduction. The transcript is spliced from 7 exons. Gene Ontology annotation, molecular function: protein phosphatase activator activity. The coding region runs from base 66 to 1694 and encodes 542 amino acids. The record is from RefSeq and is a predicted model, not a curated record.
AGCACAAAUAAAUAACACUAACAACAACAAUACUAAUAACGGCAACAACAACAGAAAAAGAAAAAAUGUCAUCGGGAACAUUUGUUGAUCGAAUCGAUCCAUUCGCCAAACGUUCACUAAAAAAGAAAAGUAAAAAGAGUCAAGGUUCCUCACGCUAUAGAAAUUCACAGGAUGUGGAACUGCAACAAUUGCCGGCACUAAAAGCCGACUGUUCUAGUUUGGAGCAAGAAGAAUUAUUUAUACGUAAAUUGCGCCAGUGUUGCGUUUCAUUUGAUUUUAUGGAUCCUGUGACAGAUUUGAAGGGCAAAGAAAUUAAACGUGCCGCCCUCAAUGAUUUAUCCACCUAUAUAACACACGGUCGAGGCGUACUUACAGAGGCAGUGUAUCCGGAAAUUAUUCGUAUGAUUUCAUGCAAUUUGUUUCGUACAUUGCCACCAAGUGAAAAUCCCGAUUUUGAUCCCGAAGAAGAUGAUCCAACAUUGGAGGCAUCUUGGCCGCACCUACAAUUGGUCUAUGAGGUAUUUUUGCGGUUUCUGGAAUCGCAAGAUUUUCAGGCUACCAUCGGUAAACGUGUUAUUGAUCAAAAGUUUGUUUUACAACUUUUGGAACUUUUCGAUUCGGAAGAUCCACGUGAACGUGAUUUUUUGAAAACGGUCUUGCAUCGUAUUUAUGGCAAAUUUUUAGGUUUACGAGCAUUUAUAAGAAAGCAAAUCAAUAAUAUAUUUUUGCGUUUUAUCUAUGAAACGGAGCAUUUUAAUGGUGUCGGUGAAUUACUGGAAAUUCUGGGAAGCAUUAUCAAUGGUUUCGCUCUACCGCUUAAAGCCGAACAUAAACAGUUUUUAGUUAAGGUGUUGCUUCCUUUGCACAAAGUGAAAUGCCUAUCGCUGUAUCAUGCUCAGUUGGCCUAUUGUAUUGUACAAUUUCUCGAAAAGGAUCCGUUUUUAACGGAGCCGGUUGUACGGGGCCUUUUGAAAUUUUGGCCAAAGACCUGUUCGCAAAAGGAAGUCAUGUUUUUGGGUGAAAUUGAGGAAAUACUCGAUGUUAUUGAUCCACCUCAGUUUGUCAAAAUUCAAGAACCACUAUUUCGUCAAAUCGCCAAAUGUGUAUCGAGUCCUCAUUUUCAGGUUGCCGAGCGUGCUCUUUAUCUGUGGAACAAUGAAUAUGCUAUGUCCCUAAUUGAAGAAAACAAUGCCGUUAUAAUGCCCAUUAUGUUCCCGGCAUUAUAUCGCAUUAGCAAAGAACACUGGAAUCAAACAAUUGUGGCAUUAGUCUAUAAUGUAUUAAAGACUUUUAUGGAAAUGAAUUCGAAAUUAUUCGAUGAACUUACCUCCAGUUAUAAGGCGGAGAGGCAAAAAGAGAAAAAACGCGAAAGAGAUAGUGAAGAGCUAUGGAAGAAACUACACGAAUUGGAGCUCAAUCGUACCAAGAGCUUACAGGCAGCAAAUCCAACAACAAAUGCUAGUGGUGCCUCAACAACAGUCGGCGGCGGUAGCAACAGCGCCAACAGUCAACAACAGCAGCAGAACACAAAUUCGCAACAAUCGAAUAGUAGCAGUGCCGGCGGAGCUGCCACCGCCAAUGCCCUGGGAGCGGCUGGCGAUAAUAAAUCAGCGUUAAGCGGUGGCAGUUCAGCGCAAGCUGCGGCCGGUGUUAAUCCCUUUGCCAAAAUCAAGGCGGAUAAGGUAGAGAACUAA